UCCAAUGGACCCCAUUCCCACACCAUGUCAUCAAGGAGUUAUGUAAGGCCCAAAAGGACUACUCCCGGGGAGUGAAUACUUCCGGGGGAUCCUGAGGGCCACACUCUCCGAAUUGGAGGUCACCCCUGCAGACCUGUGGCGUCUUUUCUCCUGCCUCCUCAACCCCACAGAAUUUAUCAUGUGGGAGGCAGCUUGGAAAAAGGAAGUGGUAAAUCUUUUACCCACACUGUGGGGAAACUCACACACUGCCGUAGAUCUGCAUGGGGAAAUGAUAUCCAACGACCAUCUAUGUGGGAUUGGGAGUUGGGUGGAUGGGCAGAUGCAGGCGUGGUACAUCCCCUCUGAGGUGUUGAGGGAAAGUGCUAGGGUGGCCGAAAAGGCUUUCUUUAGUCUGCGAUCCCCUUUGACUCCCCUAACAACUUAUUCGAAAAUUUUACAAUCCAAUAAUGAACCGUUUGUUGUUUUUGUUGAGAGCCUCCGCAAGGCAAUCGAUUUGCAGGUGCAGAGUGAGGCAACUUGAUUAGAAGUCCUAACUGAGAUGGCGGCAGCCAACGCCAAUCCUGCUUGCAAAGCCGCCAUUCUCAGUUUGCCUCUGGACCCUCCUCCUACUCUGCAUCAGAUGCUCGAGGUGUGCGCGAAGAAGGUUUCCAUCCUGGCGGAAGAGAUCGACCCCAAACAUCAACCGCCAGCACAGAGGGUCACGAUCGCUGAUACUGAAGUCAUAGCAGCCGCAUCUACCACCCCAGUACCUAGCCAUCCACCUCUUACCCCGAGGGUGCCGCAGAGAACCUCCGCACCAUGCCAUCUCUGAGGGAGGACGGGACAUUGGAUGCCGUAGUGUCCCCUGAGGCAGGAGUUUAUGGACUUCAAGUGAAAACAACGGCCUCAAGGGAACACCCAGCCAAAAAACUAGACAAUCAGCACGACUUCUCCCCGUGCCAUGACAGAAAUAGGGCAGGCACCGUUACAUCUUGCGGAGGGAGGGAGAAGGAGGAGAAACAUCCACAGAGCCUGCCUGUGCUCACAACCCAACUGGACUUGACCCAUUUUUCUUCACCAUAUCUUAGACACACUCGACCCAGACCUAUUCUAACAACCUUUUCCAAACUUACGCCCUACAGGUUGCAGCUCAUGGAGUCGUUACACCUCAAGGACUCAAGUUUCCAUCUGGUCUCUGUGUGCCCGGAAUAGAGAGAGACUUGCGCCCAAUGGCUCCCAUCCCGGUCACUGUCAUCAUCUCUGCCGUCAUCUUAUGGUCCACACUCCCACAAACAGACCCGUGGAUCAUCCCCCAGCCAAAGAAUAAUGUUUGGAAGAUGCUCGCCAAGGCCCUCGGCCAGGACCAACUGUGUCUAACCACCACUUCAGCAGCAGACCCUCUGUCGACCUGCCUUGUGGGGAUCCCUUCAAACCCAGAUGAGUUCGCUCCCCCUCUCGGUUCCUCCGUAAAACUCUUGUCCCGUCAGAAAAUUAUCCAUUCCCCCGGAAUCAAUCCUAACUUGGUAUGGAGACGCUUUAUUUCUAACUUAAACAUUGCAGAAUCUGACCCUGUUGAAUUUAAGUUGUUCGGCUCCGCUCUAGCUCCUAUGUGUAUACAGUUUAUGUUAGCUCCUGACCCUGUAGAAAAACCCUACCUUACUGUGAUUCAGAAUAAUCAAGAUUACGUGGUUGGGAAUUGGUGUGAUACGGUUGCCCAAAUCACCACAACAAUCACUUAUGAUGAUAAACCCUGAUCCCUUCCUCGUGGCAUCUUUUUUAUUUGCAGAGACCGAGCAUGGGCAGGCAUCCCCUCCCGUCUAAUAGGAGGCCCGUGUUCUUUCGGAAAGCUGACGUUGUUUACUCCCAACGACAUGCAAAUUGAAAAUUGGAAAUCCAAGAUAGUCACACGCGAUUUGGCCCGCUCAAAAAGAGAUCUAAAAGAACUAGACUCACAGUGUGACUCCGAAAUUACACAUUGGUCUAUCCCAGAAGGUGUCGCUUGGACAGUGUUUUUACCCUGGGUGUCCAUAGCGAAAUCUCUAGGUGAAUUGGCCCACCUAGAGUGUUGGGCUGCUAAACAAGCCAAUUUAACAUCAGCGGUUCUCAGUGACCUCCUAUCAGACAAGGAAGUAACAAGGCGGGCGACUCUCCAAAACAGAGCAGCGAUUGACUUUUUGCUGUCGCUGCAUGACCACCAGUGCGAGGAGUUUGAAGGGCUCUGCUGUUUGAACUUAUCGUCCAAGGCCGAGGAUGCCAGAGAUUCCAUCAAGAAGAUGCGGGACAUGAUUCAUGACAUUAAAAGGGGAACAUCAGACUGGCUGGGGGACGUCUUCUCGGGAUGGGGGUUAUCCGGUUGGGCCAGCUCAAUCUUAAAGACAGUGCUUUUAAUACUCUUUAUUUUGUUAGUAAUUUUAAUUGCCUCUUCUAUUAUUUGGAAGUUAGUACAAAAAUUAAUCCACAAGUUAGUCUCCCCUUUUGACAUAAACCAGGUGGUGGCUGAAGAGGAAAAGUACGAUCCGGCAGAAGAAGAAGAUCAGUUGGAAGGAGAAGAGCAAAGCGAAGAAGAUCGAUGGACUCCCGUCCCUUCUGGCCACCCCUGGACUGGAAAUUUUAAUUUGGACAAUGACACCAGUCUUUGAGUUUUCCAUAUUUUUUUUAAACAAAAAAGGGGGAGAUGUUGUGGUGUGUUUCUUGUUGAGUUGUGAAUUGGUUCAUUCCAUUUACCCCUUUUGUUGUAAUGGUUCUGCCCUGGUUCUCCCUCUCCUUGGUUGCCCCAUCAGUUUAGUCUUUCUCCUCCCCGUUACCCAUGACAACAAAUGUAUCCAUUCCUUAAUCCCUCCCUGGUGCCCUGUCCGUCACUCGGUGGCCCAACCUUUCCAUCUAGAACCUUCCAGCUAGGGCAUCAAGUGAUUGGCUCAGGGGCCAGGGCACCUCCCCAGGCUUUCCCGUAUUGGUUCACCCGUUAUGUCUGUUAUCCUCCCACCACGCCCCCCUUAGUCCUCAUUGGUUAAAGACCA
This is a messenger RNA of Passer montanus (Eurasian tree sparrow), 2996 nucleotides long. RefSeq lists its product as uncharacterized. The transcript is spliced from 2 exons. NCBI's taxonomy places the organism in Eukaryota, Metazoa, Chordata, Aves, Passeriformes, Passeridae. Bases 1851 to 2618 code for a protein of 255 amino acids. The record is from RefSeq and is a predicted model, not a curated record.